Molecule: messenger RNA, 2329 nt
Organism: Sorex fumeus (smoky shrew)
Lineage: Eukaryota; Metazoa; Chordata; Mammalia; Eulipotyphla; Soricidae
Gene: CSTF1
Product: cleavage stimulation factor subunit 1
Exons: 6
Coding region: 91-1386 (431 amino acids)
Biological process (GO): mRNA 3'-end processing
Cellular component (GO): mRNA cleavage stimulating factor complex
Molecular function (GO): RNA binding; protein binding
Source: RefSeq, a predicted model, not a curated record
CCCCCCGGAGGAGACGGGAGGCCGCGGGGCGCGGACGCACGCACGCACGGACGGACGCACGGACGGGGAACUGCCUUCACCUUCUCCACGAUGUACAGAACCAAAGUGGGCUUGAAGGACCGGCAGCAGCUCUACAAGCUGAUCAUCAGCCAGCUGCUCUACGAUGGCUACAUCAGCAUCGCCAACGGGCUCAUCAACGAGAUCAAGCCGCAGUCCGUCUGCGCGCCCUCGGAGCAGCUGCUGCACCUCAUCAAGCUAGGAAUGGAGAACGAUGACACCGCGGUCCAGUAUGCGAUCGGCCGCUCCGACACGGUCGCCCCGGGCACCGGGAUCGACCUGGAAUUCGAUGCGGACGUCCAGACCAUGUCCCCAGAAGCCUCCGAGUACGAGACGUGCUACGUCACCUCCCACAAAGGCCCCUGCCGCGUCGCCACCUACAGCCGAGACGGCCAGCUGAUCGCCACCGGCUCCGCUGACGCAUCCAUCAAGAUCCUGGACACCGAGAGGAUGCUAGCCAAGAGUGCCAUGCCCAUCGAGGUCAUGAUGAAUGAGACCGCCCAGCAGAACAUGGAGAACCACCCGGUGAUCCGGACCCUCUAUGACCACGUGGAUGAAGUCACCUGCCUCGCCUUCCACCCGACAGAGCAGAUCCUGGCCUCCGGUUCCAGGGAUUAUACGCUGAAGUUGUUUGAUUACUCCAAACCCUCUGCGAAAAGAGCCUUCAAAUACAUUCAGGAAGCGGAAAUGUUACGCUCCAUCUCUUUCCAUCCUUCCGGGGACUUCAUCCUGGUGGGGACGCAGCACCCCACUCUGCGGCUGUACGAUAUCAACACGUUUCAGUGUUUCGUCUCCUGCAAUCCGCAAGAUCAGCACACGGACGCCAUCUGCUCCGUGAACUACAACCCCAGUGCCAACAUGUACGUGACUGGCAGCAAGGACGGCUGCAUCAAAUUGUGGGAUGGGGUGUCCAACCGCUGCAUCACAACGUUCGAGAAAGCGCACGACGGCGCCGAAGUGUGUUCUGCCAUUUUUUCCAAAAAUUCCAAAUACAUCCUCUCGAGUGGAAAGGACUCUGUGGCCAAGCUCUGGGAGAUCUCCACGGGCCGGACCCUGGUCAGAUACACAGGCGCGGGCCUGAGCGGGCGGCAGGUGCACCGGACGCAGGCCGUGUUCAACCACACCGAGGACUACGUGCUGCUGCCGGACGAGCGCACCAUCAGCCUGUGCUGCUGGGACUCGCGCACGGCCGAGCGCCGCAACCUGCUCUCGCUGGGCCACAACAACAUCGUGCGCUGCAUCGUGCACUCGCCCACCAACCCCGGCUUCAUGACCUGCAGUGACGACUUCCGGGCCCGCUUCUGGUACCGGCGCUCCACCACCGACUAGCGCACGCCGCCCUGGGAGCCGCCCGGAGAACCCGCGUGGACCUCGGUGCAGAAUCCUGGGGGAAAGGGCAGGCGCCGCGUCCGUCCCCUGGUGGUUCCAGCGGGAUUCCUCGGCCUGCGGGACGGGGCUCGCCCUGUCCCUGGCCUCGCCCGCCGGCGACGGGAGGAGGGGCACAGUGCUCUCCGUCCACCGCAGUCCUGGCCGGCUCUGUGCUGGCGGGCGAGCGGACGCCGGCUCCGAGGACGCGCCAGGGGGGCCGUCUGUCCGUCUCCUCGUUCUGGUGCCGUCGUUCUGGUAAUAAAGCCUCGAUCCGGACCUUAAGCGUCCCCCCACCUUCACUCGGGUCAAACCCACGGUUCUUCCGGACUUCCCACGCGCCGUGUGCCCACGCGGCUGCGUCCGGGUGGUGGCGGGAGUUGUUAUUGGAAACGGCCGGCCUGUCGAGCAGACGGACAGACCGACACAGCCGCUGCUCACCUCUCAAAGGCUUCCUGUCCGGUGGCUGCUUCCUGGGUGGUUUUUAAAAGUCUGGUCUUUGAUUCCUUCCAGUGGGAGCCGGUCACUCCCCAGGGAAGCACGUGGCAAGUCGAUGAGUUUUGAUUGUUGUCCGGAAGCGGCUGGGCAGGUUGCCUCACACCUUGGAGCGGGCGACGACGGGGUCUGGGUGACAUGGCUGGCAGUGAGCCCGUCAGCCCCCUCACGGGAUCAACCAAACACGGAUACCUCACAGCUAGGCAGAGAACCUAGCAGCGCGGUCUGGGAUUUGCCGGUUAAAGUAGAAGGACUUGUUCUCUGUGGCAGGAGCGUAGAGUCUUGCCGUUCCGUCUGCUUUAGUCAUCCUGGAGGGUCGUUGCAGCGCUCCGGUCUGGAAGGCCGUCUUUCGUGUUCCACAUGUUCAAUCACAGGGUUUUGUUUCACAUUAAAGAGCUGUAUUUUUGGUCCA